ACCCCGGGCCUAGGAACUUCCCCAGUGCCGUACGAUCUGCUGCAGUAGGUUGUCGGCUGCUCUCUGCCUCAGACGAUAUCGAUACAUCGACGAGAAAAAUAAUGAAAGAGUGAAUAAGGAUCAGACUAUUACUGUCAGCUGAGUAAGGGAAAUCGCAAGGGCGUCAUGGCUUCAGCGCCCUCGGAAAGCGACGCGCUUCUCGGUGGGCGUCGCACCCCCCCGCCACGGUACUCCAGCAUCAACCCUUUUGACGCAACUGAAGAAAAUGAUGCGCAUCAGGCAGCCAAGCAUUCUGGUGCAUCUGCAAAUGUUGAAAAUCGAGGUCCUAUCAACAGUGGUCCUCCGGCAGGUCACCUGGCAGGUCAGCACGGAGGACACGUGCAACAGCCUCCUUUGCAACCAGGUUGGUGGUCGUGGAUACCCGGUCCUGCCCAGUACUUCCCUCCCGGCCUGGAGCACCUGAGCCACGUCGGCGAGCUCACCAUCACGAAACAUGGCCGGAAGCUGCGCGUGAGCCGGGAGGAGGGGCAGCAGAUCUACGUGGUGCGCACCUUCCACCCGCGGUGCUGCAGCGGCGGCGGAGACGCGGCCGCCGUCACCAUCAAGGUCCUGAACAACGCGCAUCUCGACGUCCUCAGCCUCACCAGGACGGACGAGGAAUCCUCCUGCUGCGGCUACACGCCCACGCAUCUGGAGGUGUGCUUUCCGCCUGGCAACAUGGUGGGUGUGGUCCAAGGAUCCUCGAUGGAGUACACCGUCCACAACCCUUCGGGAGAUCUUCUGUUCCUCCUGCAGAAGGAACCCGACAGAUUAUGUUCCAGGGGAGGAUACGAGGUUGUUUCGGCGGAUAGAUUCCCCCUUGGGAGAAUCUACCUGGCGAAGACCUCCUGUUGCUCUACUUCAAAGGAGGUGAAGGUCUGCUUCCCCAUCAACCUGGACUUGAGGUCGAAGGCGCUAAUCCUGGCUGGCGCUUUGUCCAUUAGAGACCUACACUGGAAUUAGUGAUCACUUCUCCAGCCAGGACCUGUUAGAAUGUACUAAUAUGUGCAACUAAGGAAGGAGAAAGAGAGAGAGAGAGAGAGUGAGAGAGAGAGAGAGGAGGGGGGAGG
Molecule: messenger RNA, 1109 nt
Organism: Penaeus monodon (black tiger shrimp)
Lineage: Eukaryota; Metazoa; Arthropoda; Malacostraca; Decapoda; Penaeidae
Exons: 8
Coding region: 166-1002 (278 amino acids)
Source: RefSeq, a predicted model, not a curated record